This is a messenger RNA of Rubroshorea leprosula, 2772 nucleotides long. The record is from the annotation of a GenBank genome assembly. Lineage: Eukaryota; Viridiplantae; Streptophyta; Magnoliopsida; Malvales; Dipterocarpaceae.
AAGCAAAAAGAAUAUUAGGUUGGAGAGGCUGCAGUCGUUUCCGGUGAAGAUAACAGAGCAACAACAGGUCUUACUUUUCCUAGGAAUCCAGUCCAUACAUUCUAUUCUUCAAGAUUCGAUAGCAACAACAACCAAUACCCUGCCCAGAUUUUGCUCUGAGACUUAAAAAUUCUCAAAAAGUUUCUGGAAUUUGUUGCUGCUGCAAAAUGUUGGAAGAAUUUUCAUUGCUGUUGGGGAUAUUCUCUGUUUUGAGAGAGUCAAUCAUUUGUUAGGGAAAAUGAAGAAAAUCCAAUUUAUUGGAUUGCGGUAUUACUUCAAUUUGCUAGGAUUAUAGUUUGUAGCCUUUUCUUAUGAUGAAGAGUUAAAAGGAUUUUCAUUUGUAAGAGUGAGAAUGUUUUUGAAUUUGAAUCCAUGGAUAUUGUUGCAUUGGUGUUUUGGAUGUUUAGAGUGGAGAUACAGGUAAAUUUUUUUGUUGUAGAAAUGGCCUAGUGUUUCUGGCUUCUGUGGAAGGGAGAGUAAAAAUGGAUUUGUGGGUUGCAGUAGCAGCGGCUGCUGCUGGAUAUUUUGCAAAGUAUUGGCAGAAUCUUCCAAGGGACAAGGCCAGCUCUCUAGGCCUUUCUUCUGUUGAUUCAAGAUAUGAGAAGCCUGAAACCUCAAGCCGCCCCUUCCGCAGAUCAACGCAGAGAAGGAAACUCAGGGAAGAUGUUUCUCCGGAUAGACGAGAAGUUUCAGAUGGGAAAUUUUCACAUAUUUUUAAAGAUGAUGGUGCUUCAGCUGCAGAAGUGGGCUCUUCCAGAGGAUUUGACUGUGAAAAGAUAGAAGGCGUGGUAAAUUACAGCAAUUGCAAUGUGCUUUCUUUAUCAAGUUUACCACCUGAAUUGUUGACAAAUGAAAAUCUAGGAGGAGAUGACUCUGGAAAUGGACUUGGUGGUAACGUUAGUGAUGAUUCUGGGAAACCUUAUACCAGUCAAAUAGAUGUUGUUCGUGAUUCUGGGAGGAACCGGUGCCCUCUUAAGACCAAGCAUACAUAUAGGCAUUUUGUUAAACCUUUAAGUUCCUUGGAAAGUUGCCUUAUGGCUCAGUUAUACAACAACCAAGCUAAAAUGGAAGAGUAUGUGCUUAGUUCUCUUCCAUCACCAUCCUCGCCAAGUUUAAGGCCAUUGCUUGUAACUGAUGGAACCAAAUUAAUUAGCAGAGCAAACAGAGAUUCAUUCGGUGUGUUUGAUGGAACUGUGGAUAAUAAGCUGCACUUAGAAUCCAAGUUGGAGAAGAAUGAGUAUCUUUUUGGUGUGCCACUACUACCAAAAAUUGAGUAUUUGGAUUUGACGAAGAUGAAAGUUAAGAGAGAAAAGGGGGGGAAUGGAAGAUUGAGCAGUUCUUACAAAAUGGACAAAGUGGACAAUGAGAAACACUUCUUAAAAGGUUCACAUGAUGCAACAGUCAUGUUUUGUCUUGGGAUGUCUAUGGGUUUAAUAUUCUCCUGCAUAGCUCAUAGAAGAGAAGUGGACAAAUUGAGAGAGUUGUUGAAGCGGACAGAAAACUUGGUACAAGAUCUGCAAGAGGAGAUUGAAAUGAAAGAUUCAGUGACAUUCAAGGAGCUAGCUAAUGAGAACUAUGAAUCACAGGAGAGAGAAGACAAUCCCUUUUAUGACAGGACACCAAAUCCAUACUCCUCAGAACAGAAUAUGAAUAAUUCAACAACACAUGAUGGGAAAGAAUCAUGUCAUGGAAAGGUGGAUCAGAGUUUUGAAUCUAUGAGUAAAAUUGAAGCUGAGCUUGAAGCCGAACUUGAGAGGUUGGGAUUAAACAUGAAUGCACCUAGUUUUGAUAGACAAAUUUCUGAUCAUGUUGAGCUUGACCCAGAGUUUGAAGCAGAUUUUGCUCAAGGUGAAUUGAGAGUUGACUUGAUAAAUCAGCAGGCUCCUGUUGAAUCCGAGUCAGAUCAAGAUGAAGGGUGUGACUCUACAACACACUCUGGAAAUUAUGCAGUUUCACCUCGAGAGCUGAGCUUGCGUUUACACGAAGUUAUGCAAUCCAGGCUUGAAGAGCGUGUGCAAGAGCUUGAGACAGCGCUGCAAAACAGCCAGAGGAAGGUCAAACUCAUGGAAUCAGAAUAUCAAAAUUAUUGGAGGGAUUUCUCUAAUACUGAAUUUAGACACUUUUCCACUGAAAAAAGUCUGCCAGUUGAUGAAGAUUGCAACUCUAUGGCCCGGCCACUCGUUAUGAAUUUAUCAGGUGAAGCUCUAGAUGCUUACAAUGAGACCUAUGACGAGUUCAUGAAGAUAAACGAGUCCGAAGACGAGGAUUCACCAUCAAAGGAUUAUGCAAAUACCCAUUUAGGGGGAGAACAUUCAUCUGAGGGGAGCAUGUCGUGGGGACAAAACAGUGCUGCAAACCGUUCGCCACAUCCUAUGUACAAUAAACAAGAAGUAUCGAGUGAAAUCUUUGCAAGUCAGGUAACAACAUCAAGGUUCCAGGAAUUACUUGAUGUUGGUUUUAGCGAACAUGAGAGUAGUGAUUGUGAUGAUGAGAUAGAGAGGCGACUGAUAAAGCAGAUUGUGGAAAAGACCAAGAAAGGUUCCCCUGUAGUACAAAAUGCACAGCGAGUAUUGUUUUCUAUGGAUGAACUUGAGCAAUAAGAUACGGAAAAGUUAAAGAAUCCAAAUGAAAUUAUUUUUUUUCUUUUUCUAUUUUAAUAUCUGAUUUCUCGUUUUGUGUUUAAGCGUUUAUAUAUUUAGAGAGUUAGGAUUUAUAUAAAUUUUAAAAUUAUAU